Messenger RNA from Lineus longissimus, 2602 nucleotides. RefSeq lists its product as uncharacterized. Gene Ontology annotation, biological process: stabilization of membrane potential; potassium ion transmembrane transport. The transcript has 6 exons. The record is from RefSeq and is a predicted model, not a curated record. Gene Ontology annotation, molecular function: outward rectifier potassium channel activity; potassium ion leak channel activity. Gene Ontology annotation, cellular component: plasma membrane. Lineage: Eukaryota; Metazoa; Nemertea; Pilidiophora; Heteronemertea; Lineidae. Bases 320 to 1654 code for a protein of 444 amino acids.
UAUUGCGCACAUGCAUGGAUGGUGUUGUAGAUGUCUUUCGAAGGGUCAGGAUAGAUUUCCAUACAAGAGACAAUCAAACUCAUAACAACACGUGUUUACAGGUAGAUCCUAUUUUCAAAGAAAAGCCGAGGCAUAGAAGACAGCAGUCAGACAUGGAUAAGCUACGACUCCACUACAGAUGAAUAAAUAUCAUUGGUAGAAUUAGAAGUGAUAUCUCAGUGGGGAAAUAAUACAUGCAUAGACUAGGGACAACCUAAAUACACCGGUGACCAACAGGAAAUCUUUAAUUGGAGGUUAAGAUAAAAGAAGAGCAUUCAAGAUGGGUCUCGAACAGUUUAUGUACAGGAUGGGAAAAAACAUUGGCAAAUUGGACAUUCUCAAAUGGAUCAUAAAAGCCAUCCUAUGCAGUGCUGGAUUAAUCGGUCUGGUUGUUGCAUACAGUAUUAUAGGCGCAUUCUUGUUUCAGGCGCUGGAGAACAAUUACUCACAAUCGAAUCUAGAAACGUUAAAAGCAGCCCGCCAAGUCGUCGUGGAUGACUUGGCUCGCAAGAUGCAGCAAAUGUGCGUCCUGGCUGCCGAGGAGAAAGAGAAUGAUGCAAAAGGAGUGAUGUUCUCAGUCUCCGAACGCAGGAAUUUAACAGAGAAUGGCACAGUGCCAAUGGCAGACCCCCCACCGCCGAAUAACAUAACUCUCGAAGAAAGACUUGCCCAGAUCUCGGAUAAUCUCACGCUCGCACGUUGCAAGAAUUCCACGGAGUUAAAGGCACUGAUGGGAGGCGUAAUCAGAGCAUACGAAGAUCAAAUGACACAGCACAGUGGCUGGCAAUUCACCUGGCGUGAUGAUACGAAUCUCAAGGAAUGGACAUUCUCGGAGGCACUGCUGUACUCAGUCACAGUAAUCACAACAAUAGGAUAUGGUAACCUCACACCUAAAACAGAGUGGGGUCGAGUAGUCACCAUGAUCUAUGCCAUGUUUGGUAUACCGCUCAUGUUACUCUGCAUGGCGUAUAUCGGCUCCAUCUGGGCCAACAUCCUCCGCCUCAUCUAUGCCGGCCUGAUCAAGUGCUUCCAAGUAAGCCAUAAGAAGAAAAAGAAGAAGCCAGAAAAGAGUAAAGUGAAAGAGCAACCAUCCACUGAUAUCAAAUCGAGCAAAGACGCAAUCAAGAAAGACAAGCCCGAUGGCGACGCCAAGGAAUGCGAAAAGAAACCGCUGGAUGAGAACGAGAAGGCGGGGUCAUCUCAAGAGGCAGCGGAACCAGAAAAGGAUGGAGACGUCGAGGUUGGAAAAAAAGAAAAAGAGACACAAAAGCCGGAGGAUGAGGAGAUCCGUGUACCGAUAUUAUUAGCGGUGUUUAUCUUAGCUGUCUACAUGGCAUUCGGAGCAGUGCUGUUCCACCUCUGGGAGGGUUGGGGUUACUUGGAGAGCUCCUACUUCUGUUUCAUCACGUUUAGUACGAUUGGAUUUGGAGACUACGUCCCGGGUGGGAAGACUUUAUCGGGUGAGGACACCGAGAAGGCAGCCUUAUGUGCGUUUUAUGUACUGUUCGGCUUGGCAACAAUGUCUAUGUGUAUAAGUGUGAUGCAGGAGGAUGUGGCUAGAUUAGUGGACAAGAUAACGAAUAAGCUAGGUCUGAAUGACAAGAAGAAUGGCUGAGGAAUAAACAUGUAUCCAUACCGACAUUUCUUGCUGACAUGUGGACUACUUAAAAAAAAUUGCACUGUUUUCUGGAACUCUGCCUCAUAUUUGUGAAAGAAUGCGAAAUGUUCUCAUUUUCCUCUUUUGAGGAGAGGAAUGAUUCUUGCAGGUCUCUGUAACAAAAGAAAUUUGACUCAUCUGUAGAGAAGGGGAACUGAUUUUUAAUUCAUCAUAAGUUUCUUAAAAAGGAUUUCUACAACAUUAUUUCUUCAUCAUUUCUUCAUCAUUAUCGAGGUGUUAUGGAUAUUCCUAACAGUGAGAUUCAAACUGUCAGAUGGCGACACUUUCGAAUGGUUUCGACUGUUCAGUUAGAAAUAAGCUCCAUUAUUUGUUAUUGGUAUCGACUGCUAGCACCGGGCGGGGCCACAGCAAAUGGGUUAAAUACCACACAAAUGUAUUACUUCAACACAUUUGUCUGAUUUUCGAAGAACCAACACCUGUUUUGCGGACAAUAGGGAAAAUCAUUCCACCUUUCAUCUGAAACUACGCCAAUUAUUUUACUCUGAAAAUGUGGGUAAUGUCAAAAGUACAGUGCUAGUCAGGAUAAAUACAUGCUGUGAUUUUCUAAUACUUUUUUAUUGUUUAGCAUUGUUUAGUAAAACUUCCAGCAUGUGCUUUGUUGGCCAUUGCACAUUGUAAAGUCCAAUCCCUUUAAUCACACAGAUUCACAAUAACAACGAGUCUCAGUCCACACCUGAUGAGACAUGACUAAAAUCUGUCGUAUUUCACUCAUGCUCAAGACUGUACACAAGCAAAGUUUCUAUGAAAUAUCUAUAUAGAAAUCCUUUACAAACUCUAUGAAAAGAUACUAAAUACAAAUCCUCAUAGAGAAAUUUCAAUAGAAAAUGUUUAUAUUUUUCAUGUAUCAUAGAAUUUUCAUAGAUUUUAAAGGUUUUUCCUGUAUGA